UUAAAAAAAAAAUUUUUUUUUGUUGUAUCGUGUUCAUAACAUCUGUAUACUAAAAAUGUAGCAACCAACAUAUUAAACUAAAUUCGAUAGAAUCAGCUAUUACCAUUUCAAAUACUAUAGAUGUGUUUUUGUUUUAUAAUUAUAUUACGAUUAAUUCAUUUUGAAAAUGUACUUACUAUAUUUCACAACAUUGUGCUUAACUGGACCAAUAAUAGCUUCAUAUGAAGAACAGAUGGAGAUGUUGCUAAGAAGACCAUUUUGGGAAACUGUAGUAUCAGAAUAUCCAAAUAUAGCUAUAAAAGAUGAAACCGAAGAAGUUACAUUGAGAGAAUUGUUUGCGCCAGGUUUAAACAAUAAAAUAGUAGAUGAAAUAAAUAGAAAUGAAAAAAUACGACAAUUCCAUUUAUUAUUGAGUGUUAUUUAUGGUGACUUUAUGUAUAAUUUCCUUGAAUUUCUGAGUAUUAUCCAAAAACAUCAUUUAAGACUUAAUUUACAAUGGAACUGCAAAGAUGAUUUGGUACUUCUUAUUCAAUACUAUGACAAUAUAACUUCAAUGGCAUAUAAUUCAUUGUUUUUAUUAGAAAGUUGGUACCAGGUUGAUGAUAGUUAUCCUCUUAUUAAUGAUGUAGUCCAAUAUGUAAUUUUUAAAUUAAAACUUACUGAAAAUUUGAACGAAGAAAUAUUCUACCGGAGUUUGGAUACUUUAAUGAUAGAUUUGAAUUUUUUUUUCUCCAAUAACUUUAAUGCAACAGCUAAUUUAACAGUUAAAGUAAAUGAUUUAUUAUCAAUAAACCGUUUCAUUGCAUUAGUAUUAAAUUCAAAUUUCAGCCAGGAACGUAGAAUAACGUAUUUCAAGGAUUUUUUAAAGUAUGCAUAUGAUGAUUUUUUAAAGUUUUUUAAUGAUGUAGGAUUUGUUUUUGAUGAAAACACACGUGAAGUUAACUUGAUACUAUGAUUUAAAACUCAAAUCCGAAUACACUGCUUAUAUCUCAAGCCAAAUUCACAUUAUACAUAAGCGAAAAUAUAUUCAUUUAUUAAUAUUAUAUUUAUAUAAGCUGUUAUAAUUUAUUGUAUUAUAAAAAAAUUACAAAUUUCAAUUAAUACAAAUAUAUAUAUAUUUUUUUUUGAUCUUGAUACGUGUCAAUUUUAUCAGGUAUAUGCUUUGUUUAAAUGUGUA
Molecule: messenger RNA, 1177 nt
Organism: Daktulosphaira vitifoliae (grape phylloxera)
Lineage: Eukaryota; Metazoa; Arthropoda; Insecta; Hemiptera; Phylloxeridae
Exons: 2
Coding region: 167-955 (262 amino acids)
Source: RefSeq, a predicted model, not a curated record